This is a messenger RNA of Brassica rapa (field mustard), 1403 nucleotides long. RefSeq names its product calcium uniporter protein 5, mitochondrial. Gene Ontology annotation, biological process: calcium import into the mitochondrion; mitochondrial calcium ion homeostasis. The record is from RefSeq and is a predicted model, not a curated record. Gene Ontology annotation, cellular component: uniplex complex. Gene Ontology annotation, molecular function: uniporter activity; calcium channel activity. Lineage: Eukaryota; Viridiplantae; Streptophyta; Magnoliopsida; Brassicales; Brassicaceae.
GCAUCAAUCAAACAUCUUCUAUCUUCCUCCCAAACCUACCCACAAACUCCAAGGGCCGCAAGACUCUGCAGCUCUCCUCGAACGUCUCCUCUCCUUACAAAAUGGAAUUAGGGAAAUCGAAAAGGCACGGCUAGUGAACAAAUGUCGAGCAAACUUUUCUAAUUCCAGAAAGUAACACAAAGCUUCUCUUGCUUCUUCCUCUUUUCUUUUUUUCAUAAAUGCAUUACUAUUUUUAACCCCUCCACGUUCUCAGAUUCGAGUCUCACGCGUCUUUCUUCUUUUCCUUAGCUUUUAGUCCCACAAGAAUCUCAUAUCUGUUUUCAUCCUAAGAGAUGUGGUCGGCGGUGGGUGCUUUGAGGCGUACGGCCGCCAGUAAAAGUUGUCCGAUAAGGUCGUCAUGGCUCGGCGGUGGUUACAGAUGUCUCACAGUGGAACCAACGGAGGAGAUAACUGUAACGGAAGCGAAGAAGCUAAUGAGGUUAGUGAACGUUGAUGAGAUGAAGAAGAAGCUCGGUUGUAUGGGGAAUGAUGAAACUGUCUCUUACACUAAACUCAUUGAGGCAUCUCAAGGUUUUGGUAUCGCUAGAUCUCUCCACGAAGCUCAUGCCUUCGCUCGUAUCCUCGAUGAUGCUGGUGUCAUUUUGAUUUUCCGUGAUAAAGUCUAUCUUCAUCCAGAUAAGGUGGUGGAGUUGAUUAGAAAGGCAGUGCCUUUAGGUUUGAAUCCAGAGGAUGAUCCAGCUAAAGUCGAGUUCGAUAAGCUUAGGAGAAUGAAGGAAGAGAUUGAUGUGUUGGCACAUAAGCAAGUGAGGAAGAUUCUGUGGUGUGGUCUUGGCUACUCUGUGGUUCAGAUCGGACUCUUCUUCAGGCUAACCUUCUGGGAGUUUUCAUGGGAUGUGAUGGAGCCCAUUACCUUCUUCACUACAGCCACUGGCAUUAUUGUUGGUUACGGUUAUUUCUUGAUGACUUCCAGGGACCCAACUUAUCAAGAUUUCAUGAAGAGGUUGUUUCUUUCUAGGCAGAGGAAGUUGCUCAAGAGUCGCAAGUUUGAUGUUGAGAGGUUUAAGGAACUUGAGAAGAAGUCGAAGAUGACGUCUUGCUCUUCGUAUCAUUCGUGCCACGCGAACGCAGCUAUUCGGAAGUGUGUUGGAGUUGAUCUUGAUUUAGAGGAUUCUUUGCAUAGUCGCAGCGACUGAUUCAUUCGGUUUCUGGUUUUCUAACCAUUAUUCACUUUUGGUUUUAUAUGCUAUAACCAAUGUCUCUCGAGGCUUCUUCAUGUUUGAUUCCUUGUUGUUUACAAAAAAAGAAUCCAAUGGGUGUUUAGUUUUGCACUAGUCAAUGGAGAUUGAGAAUUUUUAUUUGAUAAUCUUGAGCUCUAAAAUCAGUAAUAUGGAAUUUGUUGAUUA